AAACAAUACUUCCGGUAUCCGAGCGUCCCGCCUUCGGUCCGCCGGGUGAGGGGCGGUCGUCAGUCGUUGGAUGGUAUGGAAAGCAAGGCCUGUUCUCAAUAGUGAACAGUAGGUUUUGAAUUCACAAAAUUUGCGAAGUGAUGCAAUCAUUUUUAUGUGCUAUAAUGGUGACCUAGGAACAAGCCACUGAACUUGCACAAAUUGCAUAGACAAGAGAAUUUGUACAGCUGGAGAAAAUAUAAAAUGUCCUUUACAUCGUCAAGAAGAUUCUUCAUUUGAUGGGUACUCAACAACUGUGAAGCUCAUGCAGUCCAAGGCUUAUUUGUUGCUGGAAAGGGAAUAUAUUGAACUUCAAAAAGUUGGAUUCUUUGGCAUUUCUGCAUACCCAGUUAAAGAAGAUCUACUGGAAUGGGUGGCCACAGUGCAAGGAUUGAAAGAUUCUCUUUGGGAAGGUGCUUCCCUUCAACUCUCCUUGAAGUAUACAGAAGAGUACAAGUCAGUCCCUCCUACUAUCACUUUCAAUACAAUUCCAUUUCACCCCAAUGUUGAUGCAAUCACAGGCAAGCCAUGUGUCUACUUUCUAGAUAAUCCCAGGAAAGGGGAUGAACAUUACUCCUUGACAACCAUCCUUCUUAGCAUUCAGAGAUACCGUACAGCGUUGAACAGGCCCUUCCAGCCCAAGGAGCCAUACUGCCCGGUGAUGUUGUCCAACCCAGUACUGGAAAAUCCAGUCAAUAUGGAGGCUGCCAAGAUGUUAAAGGAGAAUCCACCAAGAUAUCGAGAAAUGGUUUUGGAAUGUGUCAGAACCUGCAGGCAGCUCAAAGCGACUGGAGUGAACUUCGCAGUUGAAUGUUUUCCUGUGGCUCACUUUCAAAGCCAAACUUACAGCAAACCGCGGAGAAUUAAAAUGAUUGCUUUCGAUGAAUAUCACAAGACGUGGACUGAAAUUGCCACAUCAAAAUCAAAUGAGAGCUGCAAAGAUUCAACGCCCAGGCCCUGCCUUAAUCUUCAAGCAAUAUAUUGCGGAGAAGAGGAAUUACAAAAGGAAAUUGAAGCACAGAAUAAAGAAUUUGAUGAGAUUAUUUAUGGAACAUUUGGUAAAGAAAGGAUGACUCAAGUAACAAUGAACAAGAAAUUGGAACGGAUCAACCGCUUGAAGAAGAGCUACAUUAUGGACAGAUUCUCUGAGGCUUCAACUUCAGUAUGCCCAGCUCUAUCGAUGAACAUCAAAGCGGAGCAAUCCAGCACCUGUGCAAAUGAGGAGGAUCUGUGGACGAAAGAAGUAGAUAAUUUAGUGAACUGGACAACUGGACUCAAUGUAGAUGAGCUGGAGGAUGAUUAAGAAACAAAAAAAAUCCAAAUCCUUUAUGAGCCCAAACUAGUCUGUAAAUGCAUUAUGUAAUCAUUAAAUUAAUUUGGAAGAUAUAAUGGCUUUUUCAUCCUUGGUCCAGCUCAUUUCUCACAUUCACCCGCUGCAAUAUUCAGUAUCCUUAUUGCAGCUUGCAAAUUAAAACCUCCUUCAGGCAUUGUUGCCACUGCUGCUUCAGGAAGCAAAAUGAUUUGCAAGCACCAACCAAGUCUUCAUAGUCCUUUGCCUGCUUGCUGCUAUCAAUUACUUUUUUUAGUGCUCAUAAGUAUCUCUGAUAAUAAGAAUAUUUUUAAAAAUUAGAUGUGUUUUCAGUAAUUUUAGAAAAGUUGUUUAAAAGAUGAACAAUAUAUCACUUAACAACACAUUGGAAGGGAGUUGAAAGCCUUAGGUUAGUUAAAAAAAACUUUCUUGAACUUACUUUCCAAUGCAGUUCAGAGCACCAUUUCAGUUGAAUGGGAGUGUGCUUUAUCCACCAGCCACAGGUACCUUGAAGCCAAUAGGCUAAGACAAGUCUCUUGACAUAACCGAAUUUGCUCUUACACAAGAAUGUGAAAUGUUCCAUAUUUUCCAUUGCCCUCCUCCCAUGUGAAUAUGUCUUUGACUAGAUUUGGUAUGAGGUUAAGGAAUACUUGUGGAGAUUUGCCCUGAACUGCUGCAUAACACUGGGCUGUGUGCUGAAUAGACUGUACCAGGACACGCACAGUGAAGCAAAUAGCUGGUGAGUGAAACCAUCAAUACAAUGAAAGGUACUCUUUAGUAUGCUGUAAACUCACUGAUAUUUUCAGGUAAGAUGUUGUCUACAGCAACACACACAAAAUGCUGGAGGAGCUCAGCAGGUCAGGCAGCAUCUGUGGAAAUGUAUAAACAGUUGAUGUUUCGGGCCGAGACCCUUCUUCAGAACUGAAAGAAAGGGGGAAGAUGUCAGAAUAAAAAGGUAAGGGGGAGGAGAAGGAGGCUAGCAAGAAAGUGAUAGGUGAAGCUAAGUGGGUAGGAAAGAUGAAGGGCUGGAGAGGAAGGCAUCUGAUAGGAGAGGAGAGUGGACGAAAGGGAAAAGGAAUAAGGAGGGGACUUGGGGAGAUGAUAGGUAGGGGAGAAGAUGUAAGAGGCCUGAGUGGGGAAUAGAAGAAGAGGGGAGGGGGAGGGAAUUUUUUUUUGCAGAAGGAGAAAUUGAUAUUCAUGCCAUCAGGUUGGAGGCCACUGAGAUAGAAUGCAGGGUGUUCCUCUUCCAUCCUGUGUGUGGCCGCUCUUGACACAAGAGGAGAAUGUCAGAAUGGGAAUGGGAAUUAAAAUCUUUGGCCACUGGGAAGUUCAGCUUUUGGCAGAUGGAGAUGGGGGUGCUCAACGAAGUAGUCCCCCAGUUUAUGACGGGUUUCACCAAUGUAGAGGAGGUCACAUCAGAAGCAUUGGACACAAUCAACAGCAGAUUCACAGGUAUAGUGUUGCGUCACUUAGAGGGACUGUUUGGGGCUCUGAAUGGAGAUGAGGGAAGUGACUGGAUUGGUGUAGCACUUUAGCCACUUGCAGGGAUAAGUGCCGGGAGGGAGAUUUGUGGGAAGGGAUGAAUGGACAAGGUAAUCACGAAGACAGUGUUGUCCAUGACUGGGUGGCGCAAAAUAGCAUACUCAGAAGUCCAGGACUAUGUGCUGAGAGGCACACUUGAAGCAGGAUGCAAGCAUUGCACAUUCUCUUUAAGGAAGGGUCACAGUUUAGGGCUUCCCUGCUAUCACAAAUACAAAACAUGAAAUCUGUGCUAAUAUUCCAUGGACUAUUUGCUUUAAGGGUGUAAAUGAAUGAUAACUAAUAAUGUGCAAAUAUUGAAUAAUGGAAGUAAAAUGAUGU
Messenger RNA from Mobula hypostoma (lesser devil ray), 3208 nucleotides. Its product is annotated as ubiquitin-conjugating enzyme E2 U-like. The coding region runs from base 305 to 1342 and encodes 345 amino acids. Gene Ontology annotation, cellular component: HULC complex. Gene Ontology annotation, biological process: protein polyubiquitination; DNA repair; proteasome-mediated ubiquitin-dependent protein catabolic process. Lineage: Eukaryota; Metazoa; Chordata; Chondrichthyes; Myliobatiformes; Myliobatidae. Gene Ontology annotation, molecular function: ubiquitin conjugating enzyme activity. The record is from RefSeq and is a predicted model, not a curated record. The transcript is spliced from 13 exons.